AUGAAGCGAGCCAAAGCAGAGACCGAAAAGCUACGUGAGCUUUCUGCCUGCGAGCCAAACGAGCUUGCAUUGUUGCUGGUCAAUGGAGAGCUGUCCUGGAUUGUUGAUCAGUUCGGACCAAAAAGCUCUGCUGAUCAUACAGUGCUAUUGUGCAGACUUGUUCUAGCUGAAGGAGAGCUGGUCGACAAUGUCUUAGAGAAAAAGGUGCCGCUACUCGUGCAAAAAGCUAUCGAUGUCAGUCUUGAAAGACUCAGUGCUCUGCUCUGUGUUAUUUACGAUUACGGCCAGUCUGGACCAAUAUUCCAGUAUUUGGAGAGCGUGGUGGAAAUAAUCAGUCAAAAGCAAACUUUGGCUCUGGACGACGUCAAUUUCGUGGUGCGCAUCACCAAUCACCCAUCCGGCAGACGGUAUUUGAGACAAGCGGGAUUCCUGGCUCAAUUCCAAUCAGACGUUUACUUCGAGCUGCUUUUCUCGUAUAUCUACAAAGAUGCAGAUGUUAGCGAUAGCGCAUUCAAACGUCUCUGUCUGAGCUCUGAGAUCUACAUGUACCGCGAGCUGUUGGAGCUCAGACGUAGCUUUGAAACGUUUGUCAGCGUUGUUGCAAAAAAAACAGUGGAAAGACUCUACGAUGAGUUUGAGCUUCGAUCGUCAAAUAAAGAGUUUUCAGUCUGGCUGGAGGUUGCGCAGCUGGAACCGGCGAGAAGCGUUGCAGACAUUGGCUUCUCGUCUGCUGAGGAGUUUUUGGAGCGCGCCCAGCGGCAACACGAAGCUCAGACAGAACGCGAGCUGCAACAGACCGUUGAUGGAAUUCUUGCACGGGUGAAGCAGGGGAAGAGCAGCAAGUACUGUGUUCCGGUCGAGAAAAUCACUGUGCAGGAAGUUCUUGGGGGACUUCUAAACGACAAUGUGAGAUGCGAUGCUAUACUGAACACCAAAGAACAGCAGGGAUCUAAGGAUUGGGCUACGGACGGUGUGUUCUACAGUGGUAAAAUUAUUCCUUUCAAAGUGGAAAAGGAGGAAAUGCGCAAGGGUGGAUUUUCUAGGCUUUCAGUUAUUGUGGACGCGCAAUACAGAGCGGACCUUGCCAGCGUCAAAUAUGCCAUUAGGGCUGGUCGCGAGGUUCGCAAUCUCAAAGUCCAGUUUCCAGCUUGGAUGGAUCAACUCUUUUCUAAACAUGAAUCCGAGCAGAGCAAGAAACGAAAAGAGUCUAACAUUACCAUUAUCGCCGGACCCACCUGUUCAGGAAAAUCAGUGAAGGUGAGUAAGCUGAUAAAAUCUUCCAAUGGCAGGGUGCUCGUGGUAGCAAGAAGCAAAAAGAGCUUUGAUGCGCUAGACGUCUCUGUGGGCCAUUAUGUUGAGUAUGAUGAAGCACUGGCGAAUGUGAAGAAGCUUGCGGCCUCAUUGGAUACCGAUCCGGAAGACGUUUAUGAUUUUCAGUCGGCGUAUGCGUUUUACAAAAACGUGCUGGAGCCCAGGUGGAUGAAUUUUUCUCAGAGUCCUGCAACGGAUUAUCCCUUUGGUGAGGUUGAAAAACCUCUUGAGCACUACAACUCAAUCCUAAAUCUCUUCCACCAACUGGAACUCGCUCAUAAAAUAAGGCACUACCCAAAUGCUCGCUAUUUUGGACAAAAUCUAACUUUUUUAACAUUUGACGAAAUCAAAGAAAACACACGGCUGAAAUACGACCAGCUUUUUAUUCUCGAUGCCUCAUUAUUCAGUGCUUACGAGUUCUGCACUAUAUUGGCAACAAACACAGUUUCAUUGAAGUCACUCACGGUUGCUGGAAAUCCACUGGUCUCCAGAACCCAGUCCCUUCUCACCCUGCUACCAUCUGCCAACUAUCUCACGGUCCUGCACAAUAUUCGCCCUGAGCUUGCUCAAUUUGCGCCUGGAACAGCCUUAGAAACUUCUUUGGAGAUUGCCAAUCCUGGAAUCAAGGACGCAUGUCAAUUCGUAACCGUGAAUACCACCGAGUCGCCAGCUGGCAACGGCUUCCAAAAUCUAGAGGAAGCGGAAUACUGCGCGCUGUUGUUCAUAUAUAUGGCUCUGCUGGGAUACCCGGAAAAGGAAAUGGCCAUAUUGACGGCUUACCCCGAGCAGAAGGCCCUGGUCAAUGAAAUAAUUGCCAUAAAGACCGCCAAAUUGGGAAUCAACGCAUCUGCUAACGUCCUGGUAGCAACAGAGAAAAAUGGCGGAAAGUACAGGUAUCUACUUAUUUCCUUGGUCAGAACCACCUCCACAGACAUAUGGACGAAACCAUCCAUCUCUAUAGGCGCCAUACAGUUGGCAACACAUGGAUUGUAUGUUUUCGGGCAGCGGAAAACUUACACCAAAACCCUAUUCAGCUUGCUACCAUCGGCUUCGCUGCGUCUGGCUGCUACAGAAAAGUACGAAUCAUGUACCCGGAAAGUGUCGGAUACCUUGACAAACAGUGCAGUGAUGAAGUCUGUGCCUCAGCUAGAGAAGCUGGUCUCUCAUUUGGCUUCGCAAAAAUAA
Messenger RNA from Ogataea angusta, 2496 nucleotides. RefSeq lists its product as uncharacterized. The record is from RefSeq and is a predicted model, not a curated record. The transcript has a single exon. The coding region runs from base 1 to 2496 and encodes 831 amino acids. Lineage: Eukaryota; Fungi; Ascomycota; Pichiomycetes; Pichiales; Pichiaceae.